AUGCUUCAACCAAAAAUGAUAGAAUUAGAAAAUUAGAUUAACUGCAGUUAGAAACAUAAUUUACCAAUACUAAUGGUUAUAUUUGAUAAAAAGUUAAAGAGGGAAGAACAUCUUUUGUGUGCAUAAUGUAUGGAAAACUUUGAAUCAGAAAGUAAAAUGAUUGGAUUUAAAAAGACACUCAAAAUGAUGGAAGAACAUCAAAAAACUAAAUUAGAAAAUAUCGAAAGAAUAAUCAAACUCAAUUAAGAUAUGGUCGAAUCAUUGAUCAACCAAAUUCAUAAACUAAAAUCGGACCUUAAUUAAUAAUUGGAUGAAUUGAUAUCAAAUUCUAUAGACUGGAUUAAAAGCCUUAACAAUAUUGGAUAAGCUAAUACAACAUAUAGUUUUCUUGAUGAAUUAGAAGCACUAAUUAAUAGACCAAAGGAAAACAUUUUCAAUUAAGAAUCUAUUAUUGAUUAAAUUAAAUUAAAUAACGAUUCGCUUAGUGCCAAAAUAAAAAUCAAAUUAUCCAAUCUUUAAAACUAAGAUUUGUAUAAAUAAUGUGAAAAAACAUUGGGCAAUAUUAAUUUAUUUCCACAUGUAAAAUCUUUGGAGAAUUCAAUUGAUUAUCAAGAUGAAUGUUGUGCAUUAUCUUUUAAUGAAUCUGGAACCCUCAUGAUAUCUGGUUGUAAUUGUGAGAUUAAAGUAUGGAAUUUUUAAAAUGGAAUUUUGAACUAAAUUACGACUCUUAGCGGCCACAAAUGGAUGAUUACUUGUCUUAUAUUUAGUAAAAAGAGCAAUAGUUUCCUAUCAGCCAGUUAUGAUUAAACAAUCUGUUGUUGGAUUUAAUAAAUGAUAAAGUAUGGAUGAGUUCCUAAUUCUAUUAAAAACAUACUAAUUGCAUAGACUGUUUGAUUUUGAAUCAAACAGAAAAUCAACUCAUCUCUGGAGGAAGAGAUUUUUCGAUUAAAGUUUGGAAAGUUGAUUUUUAAAAAAACUAAUUAAGCUAUUUAUACUCAUUAGAUAAACAUAAGAAUGAUAUAUAUAGUUUAGGUUUAAAUUAAUCUGAAAAUACUUUGGUUUCUUUCGAUCUUAACGAAAUAAUAAUUUGGAAGAAAGAUAAUUAACAAAAUUGGUAUUUUGAAAAUCUAGUUACAUUAGAAAUCCAAUCACUAGGAUCGAGGUUGAGUUUUAUAAAUGAUCACUAAUUCAUUUUAGGAACAGGAAACGAAGAAGAGGAUUUAAUCAGCCUUUUCGAAUUAUAAAAUGAAAAAAACCUACAACUUUAAAUUAUUGAAGAAUUGAAAUUAUUUAAUAGUGAUGGAAUCGAUGCAAAUUUAUUUCCAAUCUGCUAUAACAAAGAAAAGAAGAUCAUGAUCUUCAAAUAAAAAUUACAUGUAUACAUUAUUUAGAUAUCAAAUGAAGGUAAAUUAAAAUUACUCUCUUAGAUAAAUUAUUCAACAUCAUUUAUUAUUGGAACAUUAACAAAGGAUGGAAACUAUUUAAUAAUUUGGGAAGAUAUUGGAAAGAAGUUUGA
This is a messenger RNA of Paramecium octaurelia, 1516 nucleotides long. The record is from the annotation of a GenBank genome assembly. NCBI's taxonomy places the organism in Eukaryota, Ciliophora, Oligohymenophorea, Peniculida, Parameciidae.